UGGUCGAGAACGAGGCGAGCAGAAGUCUGGGUGAAGACGAGGUUGAGUAGACUCGUUUUGAAUUUCCAAUCCUUGUCCCCCAUACCCUCAACGCUGUAGCUACACAGUCAGACUAGACAGGGCUAUGUAAAGAGGGAGACUAUCCUAAAUCAGGAGAAUUGUUUGACUCAACUGGAUAUUGUCCGUCUUUACUAGCUAGGCUAGCCAACAAGCUAACGUUGGUUAGCUUUGCUACACAGACAUUUUAAUCCAACAUGGCGCUUUAAAGAAUGCUUUUUGACCAAGACCAGGGAUGAUGCUUUGUUUGGGUGGUUAGGAAGCUCUGCUCCUGCAAUCAAGCAAAAACAAUCACAAACUACUCUUAUAGAAAUACCCCCAGAGUCGAGCAUUGAAUAAACCGUCUUCCUGCACCAUCUGUCUUUGUUAUUUUUAACUAGCUAGCGAUCUAGAUCCAGUGACCAUUCUGAAAAUGGCAAUGAAUGGAUUUGCAAUUACAAUACUGAUUGAUGAUGAUGAUGACACUUGCACCCAUUAAAUACCUGUACCAGGUCACUCUAAUAAUGUUACAUUGGUUUGUUUAUGUAGCUAGUUAGCUGACUGUCUGCUCGGGAGAUGGAGGAGCAGGAGAGAGCUAUGGAAGAUGAUGCUUUGGACUCAAAGCCUCCACUGACCACUGAAGAGGAUGAGCCCAAACACACAGACCUCCAUGGGUCUCAUAUCACUGAAACACAACAGGUGGGACUUGACCCUAGGAGUUGGUGGGACUUGACCCUAGGAGUUGGUGGGACUUGACCCUAGGAGUUGGUGGGACUUGACCCUGGGAGUUGGUGGGACUUGACCCUGGGAGUUGGUGGGACUUGACCCUAGGAGUUGGUGGGACUUGACCCUAGGAGUUGGUGGGACUUGACCCUAGGAGUUGGUGGGACUUGACCCUAGGAGUUGGUGGGACUUAAACCUAUGAGUUGGUACGACUCAAACCUAUAAGUUGCAAAAUGAUUUGUGAUAAGAAAAAGUAAUACAAUGCAGAUAUCAGGAGACCAAAUCAAUGGAUAUUAGCAUAGUCACAUGCAUGUAAAGUAUUGUAUUGUGUUCCAGGAGCCCAGUGAACCUGCACCUGAAGACAAUGAGACAAAGCGACAGUCCUCAGAGCUGCUUGUUAUCAACAGCCUAGCACCUCCAGACAGCUGGGAAACAGUCCACACUGAUACCAGACCUGAGGAACUGACAAAGACAGAAACGCUCAUACUGUCACAGACAGAGAAUCAGGCAGCGAUGCAGACACAGGACCAGACACAGACAUUAUCACAGACAGAGAAUCAGGCAGCGAUGCAGACACAGGACGAGACACAGACAUUAUCACAGACAGAGAAUCAGGCAGCGAUGCAGACACAGGACGAGACACAGACAUUAUCACAGACAGAGAAUCAGGCAGCGAUGCAGACACAGGACGAGACACAGACAUUAUCACAGAGAGAGAAUCAGGCAGCGAUGCAGACACAGGACCAGACACAGACAUUAUCACAGACAGAGAAUCAGGCAGCGAUGCAGACACAGGACCAGACACAGACAUUAUCACAGACAGAGAAUCAGGCAGCGAUGCAGACACAGGACGAGACACAGACAUUAUCACAGACAGAUGAGUUCAUCAUACUCGAUCAGAACGGACAGCCCCUGCAGUGUGAACGCAUGGUGAGUAGAGAGGGUUUCACAAGAGCACAGAAACAGGUCCAGGCAGCUGCCAAAAGGUAUCCUGGUGAUCCCAGAUCUGUUUGUGCUGACUAGCCAACAUGUUAUAGCCUAGUUGGCUGGUCAGCACAAACAGAUCUGGCAGCACCAGGCAAGACUAGUCAUUUCGUUUUUUUUUUGUUCCAUGGUUCUCAUACACAGUCUAUGAACUGUUAUGUUUACGGUCUUUGUGUACCCUGAACAUCUUUGCUCAACCUAGGUGCUAGUGAGCGGUCAGUCGGACAACGGAGAGAUGUAUGUUAUCCCCUCUACUCAGCUAGGAGGGGCUCAAGUGUUACUGCCCAGAGGACAACUGCUGGACAUCAUAGACCCUACAGGUAUUGUUAACCUGGGACUCACCUGCUUCUACAGAGACCAUCACCCUAUUCCCUAUAUAGCGCACUGUGUUUGACCAGAGCUGGCCUACAAAUGACUUCAGUUCAGACUGACGUAUGGAGCGAUCGACAGAGCAGCGGAAUUCAAUUCAGGAUGAGUCAUCAGGCAAACAGAAUUCUGCAUUUCUGACGUUCCCUCAGGAAAUAUAUUAGUUAUUCUAUUUCUUGUUAGACAGUGUCAAGGAAUUUGAACAGAAAUUGAUUAAAUUCCUUGUACAGUGUUGGUGUCACAUCAUUGAAUAGAACACUAUCUCUACCACAGGAGGCUGCUGAGGGGAGGACGGCUCAUAAUGAUGGCCGGAACGGAGCAAAUGGAACGGCAUCAAACACCCGGAGAACAUCUGUUUGAUGUACUUGAUACCGUUCCACUGAUUCCGCUCCAGUCAUUACCACGAGCCCGUCCUCCCCAAUUAAGGUGCCACCAACCUCCUGUGAUCUCUAUAGUUGGUGUAUUAAGUUGAGAUUGUCUGGUCUGUUUAGGCUCCUGUGGGGAGAAUACUGCUGAUGAGGAAGAGCUUCACACCAUCACGUUAACGGCGGUUACUGAUGACAGCAGCAGUUUGACCACAGUAACAUCGGCUGCAGCUAAGACCUCGGCACAGAGGUGGGCUCACUUCUUCUUAGUGUUACUCUCAGUAACUGUUUAAGGAAAUUAGGUUAGUUUGACAAUAGUUGUAACUGUUACUGUAUUGUUGUGUUGUGUGUAGCUCUCAGGACUGUUUCACCUCUCCUCUGAAACCUCUCCCAUCCAACGCCCCCAACUGGGCCCAGAGGCUUCAUAACGCUGAGGUACGUAUACCAACUGGGCCCAGAGGCUUCAUAACGCUGAGGUACGUAUACCAACUGGGCCCUGAGGCUUCAUAAUGCUGAGGUACGGGGGAGGGGGGGGUCAAUGCAUAUAGUCCGGGUAGCCUUUUGAUUAGCUGUUCAGGAGUCUUAUGGCUUGGGGGUAGAAGCUGUUACGAAGCCUUUUGGACCUAGACUUGGCGCUCCGGUACCGCUUGCCGUGUGUUAGCAGAGAGAACAGUCUAUGACUAGGGUGGCUGGAGUCUUUGACAAUUUUUAGGGCCUUCCUCUGACACCGCCUGGUAUAGAGGUCCUGGAUGGCAGGAAGCUUGGCCCCAGUGAUGUACUGGGCCGUACGCACUACCCUCUGUAGUGCCUUGCGGUCGGAGGCCGAGCAGUUGCCAUACCAGGCGGUGAUGCAACCAGUCAGGAUGCUCUCGAUGGUGCAGCUGUAGAACCUUUUUGAGGAUCUGAGAACCCAUGCCAAAUCUUUUCAGUCUCCUGAGGGGGAAUAGGCGUUGUCGUGCCCUCUUCACGACUGUCUUGGUGUGUUUGGAACAUGACAGUUUGUUGGUGAUGUGGACACCAAGGAACUUGAAGCUCUCAACCUGCUCCACUACAGCCCCGUUGAUGAGAAUGGGGGCGUGCUCGGCCCUCCUUUUCCUGUAGUCCACAUUCAUCUCCUUUGUCUUGAUCACGUUGAGGGAGAGGUUGUUAUCCUGGCACCACACGGCCAGGUCUCUGACCUCCUCCCUAUAGGCUGUCUCAUCGGUGAUCAGGCCUACCACUGUUGUGUCGUCAGCAAACCUAAUGAUGGUGUUGGAGUCGUGCUUGGCCACGCAGUCGUGGGUGAACAGGGAGUACAGGAGGGGGCUGAGCAUGCACCCUUGUGGGGCCCCCGUGUUGAGGAUAAACGUGGCAGAUGUGUUGUUACCUACCCUUACCACCUGGGGGCGGCCCGUCAGGAAGUCCAGGAUCCAGUUGCAGAGGGAGGUGUUUAGUCCCAGGGUCCUUAGUGAUGAGCUUUGAGGGCACUAUGGUGUUGAACGCAGAGCUGUAGUCAAUGAACAGCAUUCUCACGUAGGUGUUCCUCUUGUCCAGGUGGGAAAGGGCAGUGUGGAGUGCAACAUCCCUAACACAUGUUCACACCCUAACACAUGGCUUUGUAGCCUGAGGAUGCUAACAAGAAAGGAUUGUGAUCGUUAGCAUCCUCAGGCUUAUGGCUUUGCACAUUUAUGGAAAGGAAUGGCCUCAACAGUCAUCCUUUGACUCUUGGAAAGAAAGAAAGAGGAGAGAGAGAAGAAAAAAGACAGAGAGAGAGAGAGCAAAAAAGAAAGAGAGAGAGAGAAAAAAAAGAAGAGAGAGAGAGAAGAAAAAAGAAAGAGAGAGAGAGAAGAAAAAGAAAGAGGAGAGAGAAGAAAAAAGAAAGAGAGAGAGAGAAGAAAAAGAAAGAGAGAGAGAAGAAAAAGAAAGAAAGAGAGAAAGAAAAAAGAAAGAAGGAGAGAGAAAAAAAAAAAGAAAGGAAGACAGAGAGAGAGAAGAAGAAAGAAAGAGAGAGAGAGAGAGAAGAACAAAGAAGGAGAGAGGAGAGAGGGAGAGAAAAAAAAGAGAGAGAGAGAAGAAAGAAAGAGAGAGAGAGAGAGAGAGAGAGAGAGAAGAAAAAAAACAAAGAGAGAGAGAAAAAGAGAGAAGAAGAAAACGAACAAAGAGAAGAGAGACAAAAACUCAAUAGAAGACCCCACAAAAAGACCUACAUAAACGGAGAUACGAGUCCAAACCUACUCUAUCUCUUAUCUCUCUCUCUCUCUCUCCUCUCUCUCUCUCUCUCUCUCUCUCUCUCUCUCUCUCUCUCUACCUCUUCUCUCCUCCUCUCUCCUUCUCUCUCUCUCUCUCUCUCCCGGAGCAGAAGAUCGGGGACUCGUACCGUGGCUACUGUAACACAGACACGGAGCUUGAGGCCAUCCUCCUGCUCCACAAGCAGCAGACCAACAGUGUGUUUGGGACGCGCCAGUCCCCCUCCCCUGCCAAGCCUGCCAGCCGUCUGAUGUGGAAGUCACAAUACGUACCCUACGAUGGCAUCCCUUUUGUCAAUGCAGGUAUACAGUCACAGUACUGGUUAGUACCCUACGAUGGCGUCCCUUUUGUCAAGGCAGGUAUACAAUCACAGUAACAGUUGUUAAGAGACAUGAUAACACUUUAGACACAUUGUAAAGGCUCACAGGGCGUCUUGACAUUUUGCUGGUUAUUGUCAUGCAAAAGCCUGCCGGUCUCACGGUAAUUGACCGUUAAUUAACAUAAACAUGUUUAGCAUCACCAGGCCUCAACGCAUACAAGCUGCAUACAAGAUGCAUACAAGCUGCAUACAAGCUGCGUACAAGCUGCGUACAAGCUGCAUUCAAGCUGCAUACAAGAUGCAUACAAGCUGCGUACAAGCUGCAUACAAGCUGCAUUCAAGCUGCAUUCAAGCUGCAUUCAAGCUGCAUACAAGCUGCAUACAAGCUGCAUACAAGCUGCAUACAAGCCGCUGCCUUUGGAACAUCUACAUUAAAAAUAUAUAAUAUAUCAAUUUAAUAUACAUCAUAACAACAAAUCCAAUAUUUAUUUUAGUCAGGUCUAAAGAGACAUUAUGAUAUGAAGAUGUAUUUCAGAAGAACAGAAUAUGAGUUGGCCUACUGUAUGUUAUCUGGCUGUGCUCCAUGCCAUAGGCGGUAGGCUUGUUCAUUUAGCAGACAAGAUAUGCUUGUAAGUCCCAAGCCACUAUUUUAUAUUAUAUGAUUUUAUAGUAAGAACAAUAUAAUUCAACUUAUCUGAAUAAAAUAGAAACCAUAUUUUUCCUAUUCUGGUGCGAGAAUGCGCGCAUAUGAAGUGGCUAUAUUGAGCGUAAAAGUGAUCAUUUAAAACAGGUCCUACAUGCUAGAUUUAGAGUUAUUUGGCAACUUUAGUUGCUACAAACCUUAGAAUGUGCUAGAAAUCAAAAGAUAUUUGGGCUGUAUGAUGCGACGACAGGCUAUUGAUGAUUUGAGAAAGGCGGGGGGAAAAAGCUUGUGCUCUGUUCCUUGCCUCAGGCUGCACAGCUUGUUCUCUCAUCAAGUGAUCAUAUUUUCACCCAUCAGACUAUUGUCAAUUUAAUCUUGUCUUUACUAAUAUGUAAAAUUAGUUUAGAUUUAGAAUGGCCCAUUAUCCAAUGGGCAGGAACAGGGGCAGGGGAAAACAGACAUGUCAUCCAUAUGUACUGGAGAAGCGAAUGGAGGCCACUUUCCCGCCGGUAUGUUUUUGACUCAUGUUGGGUAGGCUACUCUGGUCAGUUCGCUGUGCCACAGGUGAUAUUCCGCCCAAAGCUCUGUAUGCCAUGGGCUCUCCAACCCUGUUCCUCCAGCUACCCAGUACUCUGUAUGCCAUGGGCUCUCCAACCCUGUUCCUGCAGCUACCCAGUACUCUGUAUGCCAUGGGCUCUCCAACCCUGUUCCUCCAGCUACCCAGUACUCUGUAUACCAUGGGCUCUCCAACCCUGUUCCUCCAGCUACCCAGUACUCUGUAUGCCAUGGGCUCUCCAACCCUGUUCCUCCAGCUACCCAGUACUCUGUAUGCCAUGGGCUCUCCAACCCUGUACCUCCAGCUACCCAGUACUCUGUAUGCCAUGGGCUCUCCAACCCUGUUCCUCCAGCUACCCAGUACUCUGUAUGCCAUGGGCUCUCCAACCCUGUUCCUCCAGCUACCCAGUACUCUGUAUGCCAUGGGCUCUCCAACCCUGUUCCUGCAGCUACCCAGUACUCUGUAUGCCAUGGGCUCUCCAACCCUGUUCCUCCAGCUACCCAGUACUCUGUAUACCAUGGGCUCUCCAACCCUGUUCCUCCAGCUACCCAGUACUCUGUAUGCCAUGGGCUCUCCAACCCUGUUCCUCCAGCUACCCAGUACUCUGUAUGCCAUGGGCUCUCCAACCCUGUUCCUGUAUCUACCCAGUACUCUGUAUGCCAUGGGCUCUCCAACCCUGUUCCUCCAGCUACCCAGUACUCUGUAUGCCAUGGGCUCUCCAACCCUGUUCCUGCAGCUACCCAGUACUCUUUAUGCUAUGGGCUCUCCAACCCUGUUCCUCCAGCUACCCAGUACUCUGUAUGCCAUGGGCUCUCCAACCCUGUUCCUGUAGCUACCCAGUACUCUGUAUGCCAUGGGCUCUCCAACCCUGUUCCCCCAGCUACCCAGUACUCUGUAUGCCAUGGGCUCUCCAACCCUGUUCCUCCAGCUACCCAGUACUCUGUAUGCCAUGGGCUCUCCAACCCUGUUCCUCCAGCUACCCAGUACUCUGUAUGCCAUGGGCUCUCCAACCCUGUUCCUCCAGCUACCCAGUACUCUGUAUGCCAUCUCUGUAUGCCAUGGGCUCUCCAACCCUGUUCCUCCAGCUACCCAGUACUCUGUAUGCCAUGGGCUCUCCAACCCUGUUCCUCCAGCUACCCAGUACUCUGUACGCCAUGGGCUCUCCAACCCUGUUCCUCCAGCUACCCAGUACUCUGUACGCCAUGGGCUCUCCAACCCUGUCCCUCCAGCUACCCAGUACUCUGUAUGCCAUGGGCUCUCCAACCCUGUUCCUCCAGCUACCCAGUACUCUGUAUGCCAUGGGCUCUCCAACCCUGUUCCUCCAGCUACCCAGUACUCUGUAUGCCAUGGGCUCUCCAACCCUGUUCCUCCAGCUACCCAGUACUCUGUAUGCCAUGGGCUCUCCAACCCUGUUCCUGUAUCUACCCAGUACUCUGUAUGCCAUGGGCUCUCCAACCCUGUUCCUCCAGCUACCCAGUACUCUGUAUGCCAUGGGCUCUCCAACCCUGUUCCUCCAGCUACCCAGUACUCUGUAUGCCAUGGGCUCUCCAACCCUGUUCCUGCAGCUACCCAGUACUCUGUAUGCUAUGGGCUCUCCAACCCUGUUCCUCCAGCUACCCAGUACUCUGUAUGCCAUGGGCUCUCCAACCCUGUUCCUGUAGCUACCCAGUACUCUGUAUGCCAUGGGCUCUCCAACCCUGUUCCUGUAUCUACCCAGUACUCUGUAUGCCAUGGGCUCUCCAACCCUGUUCCUCCAGCUACCCAUUACUCUGUAUGCCAUGGGCUCUCCAACCCUGUUCCUCCAGCUACCCAGUACUCUGUACGCCAUGGGCUCUCCAACCCUGUUCCUCCAGCUACCCAGUACUCUGUACGCCAUGGGCUCUCCAACCCUGUCCCUCCAGCUACCCAGUACUCUGUAUGCCAUGGGCUCUCCAACCCUGUUCCUCUAGCUACCCAGUACUCUGUACGCCAUGGGCUCUCCAACCCUGUUCCUCCAGCUACCCAGUACUUAAUUUGGGAAACCAAGUGAAAUCUGUUUGUGAACAUCGAUAGCAACAUGUUUUCACAACGAAACAUAUUUCAUUAAACUGUUGACAGCCCCUCUCUCUCUGCGCGCUGGAGAAAGGAAUGAAGGAGAGAAGGGAGGAGAUGGAAUCUCACGGUGGUGAGAUAUUCUGACGCUAAAGGUCAUGUGUCAGUCUACUAAUGAUGGUGAGUUGUGUAGGCUACUACAAAGGCAAUGUACAGAGGGCAUCAGAGGAGAUUACCGUGACUCAACGGUCAUCCAGAUGUUUACUGCGGUCAUGACUCAUGACUGCCCCCGUGUGGCCUCAACAGUCCAACUCAUACAUGCUUAUAACAUUAUACCUGCAGGCUUUAAGGAAAGUGUUACCAAAGUAUUCUACUCCAAUGUAAUAACUGUGUCCAUAUGAAUGAAAGGUAUGGUUUCCUAGGUCAUAUUCUGCGUUAUUUACAUUUACAUUUGACUCAUUUUAGCAGACGCCCUUCUCCAGAGCGACUUACAGUCAGUGAGUGCAUACGUUUAUAAUACCGUGUACUAGCACUGUGGACCCUGGUCAAAAGAUGUGCACUAAAUAGGGAAUGGGGUGCCGUACUAGCACUGUGGACCCUGGUCAAAAGAUGUGCACUAAAUAGGGAAUGGGGUGCCGUACUAGCACUGUGGACCCUGGUCAAAAGAUGUGCACUAAAUAGGGAAUGGGGUGCCGUACUAGCACUGUGGACCCUGGUCAAAAGAUGUGCACUAAAUAGGGAAUGGGGGUGCCGUACUAGCACUGUGGACCCUGGUCAAAAGAUGUGCACUAAAUAGGGAAUGGGGUGCCGUACUAGCACUGUGGACCCUGGUCAAAAGAUGUGCACUAAAUAGGGAAUGGGGUGCCGUACUAGCACUGUGGACCCUGGUCAAAAGAUGUGCACUAAAUAGGGAAUGGGGUGCCGUACUAGCACUGUGGACCCUGGUCAAAAGAUGUGCACUAAAUAGGGAAUGGGGUGCCGUACUAGCACUGUGGACCCUGGUCAAAAGAUGUGCACUAAAUAGGGAAUGGGGUGCCGUACUAGCACUGUGGACCCUGGUCAAAAGAUGUGCACUAAAUAGGGAAUGGGGUGCCGUACUAGCACUGUGGACCCUGGUCAAAAGAUGUGCACUAAAUAGGGAAUGGGGUGCCGUACUAGCACUGUGGACCCUGGUCAAAAGAUGUGCACUAAAUAGGGAAUGGGGUGCCGUACUAGCACUGUGGACCCUGGUCAAAAGAUGUGCACUAAAUAGGGAAUGGGUUGCUGUACUAGCACUGUGGACCCUGGUCAAAAGAUGUGCACUAAAUAGGGAAUGGGGUGCCGUACUAGCACUGUGGACCCUGGUCAAAAGAUGUGCACUAAAUAGGGAAUGGGUUGCUGUUUGGGACGCGACCCACGUCUCCUUUCUCCAUCUGUCUCCAGGCAGUAGAGCUGUAGUGAUGGAGUGUCAGUAUGGCCCAAGGAGGAAAGGCCUCCAGCCCAAGAAGACUGCAGAGCAGACCAUCAGUCAGAACGUUGAUUACAAAGCCACAUGUCCUGCCAGGUACACAAUCACACACACACACACUCAAACCCCAUCCACAUCUACGCUGACAAACAAAAUGCUACCAACUCUGUGGACAUGCCAUAAGAGCUGUGUGUAAAGGUAGUAUUUCUGACAUUGCUCUCAUUCUUUCAGGAUCUAUAUCAAGAAGGUGUGUAAGUUUCCGCAGUACCGGGUGCCGACGGACCCGAACGUAGACAAGAGGGUUGUUCGGCAAGAGCAGGAGAAGGCCUUUUUCAACCUCCGGAAGACCCUGUGGGACGUGGGCGGAGUCCUGAGGUAUUGAUUGAUUGAUUGAUUGAUUCUGCUAUUUGUACGUGAUUUGAUAUAUUUAUAUAUUAUUAAAGCGUCUUGCAGAUGCCCAGCCCAUAUGGGCUAAUAAGACUCUGAAUGUUUAAAUAAGUAAACCUUCUAGUUGACUGAUAUGUGUAGCUACAUCUGUUCCUUUGUUCUUUCUCUGGUUUACCAGGUACUACAUGCAGCUUCCCACCCAGAAAGCUCACCUCUACCAUGACAUGGAGGCUCUCCUCCCACCUCCUCCUCCAGACCUCCUCUUCCUCCCCAUGGAGGAGGAGGUGGAGGAGGAGGAGGAGGAGGAGAGGGGAUGUGUCUGUGAUGGAGGUGUGGAGGAUGGUGGAACCAUGCCAUCUCGCCUCCACCCCAGGGUGGCAGAGAAAAUCAGGGAGUUGGUGGAUCAGGGAUAUCAUCAGGUGUACCAGGUCCGCAAACAGCUCAGGUAAGGAGGACCUCAGGGGGCCGUAUGUAUCAAACAGCUCAGAGUAGGAGCUGAUUUAGGAUUAGUUUUGCAUUUUAGGCUGCGUUUACACAGGCAGCCCACUUCUGAUAUUUUGCCACUAAUUGGGCUGCCUGUGUAAACGCAGCCAAAGAUGACAGCCAAUAAGAUUCACUCUGAGAGACACAUGACGCAUACAGCCCAGGAUCACACUGGAUGCACAGGUCGUCAUGGUCCCCAGUAUUACCACUAUCCCUGGCGCUAACCUGUCUUCCUGUUUCCUAUCCUGCCAGGCGGUUUGUGGAGCGGGAGAUGUUUAAAUCAGAGGAGGUCCCAGAGAGACAUAACCUCUGCUACUUCCCCACCGUCAAUGACAUAAAGAACCACAUCCAUGAGGCCCAGAAGACCUUGCAGCAGGCUGGGGUCAUCACUGACGUAACACAGGUAACUAGGAAGACCUUCCAGCAGGCUGGGGUCACCACUGAUUUUAACACAGGUAACUAGGAAGACCUUCCAGCAGGCUGGGGUCAUCACUGAUUUUAACACAGGUAACUAGGAAGACCUUCCAGCAGGCUGGGGUCACCACUGAUUUUAACACAGGUAACUAGGAAGACCUUCCAGCAGGCUGGGGUCACCACUGAUUUUAACACAGGUAACUAGGAAGACCUUGCAGCAGGCUGGGGUCACCACUGAUUUUAACACAGGUAACUAGGAAGACCUUCCAGCAGGCUGGGGUCACCCUGCUUCUUAUCUGUUUUUCCCAGCUCUUUCAGCUAAAACUUGUUGUUCUCCAUUUGUCACGCCUGAUGUUCGCUGCCUCACCUCAGUGGACUGAAGUGGACCCAAUGACUGAGACUGUGACUCUGACCCUCACACCAGCCCCUGCUAAAGGUAGUGACGUUGCAUGUCGCUUCGAGUCCCAAUAGUUAUCCGACUAGCUCGGUUUCUUACGGUGUUUAUUCCGUCCAGGUGCCCUCCAGAGAGUAGCAGUGUUGGAGGGGAGCGACACGUUAUCGCCUGAGGCCGUACAACUCUUCAGCUCUCUGACGUCCCUGCAGCCCAAGAUCUUUGCCCAGCUACAGGUGACGUUCUGCAUGUGUCUUACACACCUGAUUAAUCCCUAUCCAAUUUUUAAUCGAAUCGGACAGAAUGAUAUGUCUGUGUUUCUUAGUCACUCAGCAAACAAACUGUCUGUUUUAUUUCCAGGGCAUCCAGCGCCAACCAGGCCUGUGUUCUUUCGAUGGAGGUCUGUCUCAGUUGUCUAAAGUCACAGACUCCCUGGAGCUGCCCAGCACCUCACCCCCUCAGUUCCUCCAGUCCAGCCCUUCCCAGGGGGAAGCUAUGGCCCUGGCUGACCCCUCAGUGGUUCUGGGCAUGGGUCAGGUGGUCGUGGUGUCAUCGUUAGGGGACGGCCAGGUGGUCAGCGUGUCAUCGUUAGGGGACGGACAGGUGGUCAGCGUGUCAUCUCUAGGGGACGGGAGUGUGGGGACACACCAGAUACUGUUGGAGGACGGACAGACCAUCCCUGUCCAGAUAGUUUCCCCUGCUACUAUUGGUGAGACAGUCAGGAGUUGACCUGAGAUAUUGCUGCUGUAGACUUCCUGUGGUGUGUCUGUCUGCAUCCCAAAUGGCACCCUAUUCCGUAUAUAGUGCACUACUAUUGAUGAGAGCCCUGAUCAAAAGUAUUGCACAAUAUAGAAAAUAGGAUUCAGUUUGGGAUGCAGAGAGUCUCGGGAGUAGGGAGCCAUGAUGACUGGGUAAACGACAGAUCACAGGCUGAGAGUCAGGAGUAGGUAUCCAUGAUGACUGGGCAGACGACAGAUCACAGGCAGAGAGUCAGGAGUAGGUAUCCAUGAUGACUGGGCAGACGACAGAUCACAGGCUGAGAGUCAGGAGUAGGUAUCCAUGAUGACUGGGUAAACGAGAGUCUGACUUGUUUUUCUCUUCCUGUUGCUGUGUUCUAUUCCUCAGCCGUGACCAGUCCAGAGGAGGUCAAGGAGGAGGAGGUCAAGGAGGAGGAGGUCACUGUCAACCCUGUAGAUUGACACCCGCCUGGGGUGUGCCGUACUCCAGGGUGUACUUAAGCCCUCACAGGGGCACGUUACAUCUUUACUGUAUACUAACUGUAAGAGGGGUUGGUUUUACCUCAGGACUGUCAUGUUUAUUGAUCACGUUUAUUGGACAAUUGACUGAAAAUGCAAUUAAUGCAGUGUUUUCUGCAUGUUAUGUUUUUUUUAUAUCAUCAUGAGGAACUUAUUUGCCAUCUCGCUUUAAAAUCAUGGAAUCCAACGAAUCUUGUAUAAUUAUUAAUUUAAAAAUGACAACUACAAGAGCCGUGGGUGUAAAAAGUUGAUAUCAUGUGUAUAUAUUAGUGCAAAGGCAAUGUAGUCUUUUUAAUAGUGUUUCUAACCCUGUUGCAUAGUCUUCUGAGAUGAUCAUGUAAUUGUACUUCAGUGGGCUACCACUCGACUCAUUAAAGCUGAUAAAGCUUUAUUUUAUUUGUUUAAGUUAAUUCAUUCCUUAAUACAAUUGUUUUAAGUUGUUUACGGACUAUUCUAUCCAUUUGCCAAUAAAGAUCCAUCCAUUAUUGUUCUCAACUGGCCUACCU
Coregonus sp. 'balchen' is the source of this 13133-nucleotide messenger RNA. Lineage: Eukaryota; Metazoa; Chordata; Actinopteri; Salmoniformes; Salmonidae. The record is from the annotation of a GenBank genome assembly.